This is a messenger RNA of Trypanosoma grayi, 3087 nucleotides long. RefSeq lists its product as hypothetical. Gene Ontology annotation, biological process: tRNA export from nucleus; rRNA processing. The coding region runs from base 1 to 3087 and encodes 1028 amino acids. The record is from RefSeq and is a predicted model, not a curated record. Gene Ontology annotation, cellular component: small-subunit processome; CURI complex; UTP-C complex. NCBI's taxonomy places the organism in Eukaryota, Euglenozoa, Kinetoplastea, Trypanosomatida, Trypanosomatidae. The transcript has a single exon.
AUGCGUCGUGAGACAUUUCACGUUGAUGUGCACUUUCAACCGACCGCUCUGACGGGCCGAAUUGCAAGCGCGGCGGCGGUCCGCAAGCACCCGCACUACAGCUAUCUGGUGCAGGAGGAUGCCCUCAUGACGGUGCACCUGCGCAAGCUGCACGAGCUAUACUCGCAGAGCCACUCGCUGUUGCGUGCCACAGUGUUCCUCAAGUGCUGGGCUCACCACGUGGGUCUCACCUCACGCACCUCAGGGCACCCUGAGGGUCUGAGCAGCUUCCACAUCUCUGCACUUAUACUGCGGCUUGUCGAGGAGGGUGUCGUCNCUCCCGCCAUGUCGGAGGAAAACGUCGUGCGGGCGGUGUGGGUGUAUCUGUCGCGCAACAUUACGGAGAGAAAUAUCAACAACGAAGGCGAAAGCAGCAACAAAAUUAAUAAUAAAGAGGCGCCAGUUCCAGCAGCGGAAGAGAAGGGUGAGGUGGCGGUGCUGCGUCUCACAGGAGAGACGAUGAACCUGCUCUUCCGUACAUCCACGGACUUUUUCCGCCACAUCAUAAAAAAGGCUGCGGACGAGGCCCUGCAGCUGCCGCACUCCGCGGAUGCGAUUAUGCAGACACCGUUUCAACCACUGCAGCUCCGCCUCGAUGUCUGCCUCGUUGUAGAGGGUCUAACGGGGUACCUAACGGAGGUUGACCGCACGGCGCGUGUCAAGACGAGUGGUGCCGCGUUUUCCGUGUCGACGCAGAAGGCACGAGCGCUGUGUGAGAUUGUACGGGAGGCGCUUGGCGCACGUGCGAACUACACUACGGUGUGGCGCUGCAGCGAUGACGCAGUGCAGGUGGCGGUGCAGCUGUCGACUGAGGCGGAGGGACGCAACCGUCUCACCCGCGGCCCUGCGCUGGAGGACGCCGAGGGUGUUGAGCGUUUUAAUGCAUUCUGGGGGAAGGACGUCGCGUCGACGCGCCAGUUCCCCGACGGCGGCAUCUACCGCUGCGUCUUGUGGCGCUUCGACGAGGACGCCGGCGCCCACACGUCCAUCGCGUUGCCCGCCACAACAGUCAUGCGUCGCGUGCUGGAGUUCGCGCUACGCAAGCAUGUCGAUGCGGCCGCGCGCGUAUCGGUGCUGUUGGGUGGCCUUGAAGGUGUGUUGGCAGAGCGCGUCGGUGCGGAGUGGCGUGAUGCGGCGCCAUUCAUGCAGAAGUCACUGAUGGAGGCGUGCAGGGACGUCGAGACGAUGAUCGCGGAGGUCCCACGCACGGCACUGCCGUGCAAAAUCACUGCGUUCGACAUCAUCGCCGCCAGCGAACGGCACACAGAGGCGUUCCCUGUGCGCCCACACCUCGCGCUGACGCAGACGGCAGACGAUCUCACGCAGCCGAGCUUCGCUGGCCUUAGCACGGCACCCACCAUCGAGCCCAUUCACGGUGUUCUGACGAUCGACGACAAGAAUAAGAUUCCUGAUACUCCGGAGGCCAUCGCGACUAUUAAGGGCGCCAUCUGUGCACAACUCUCCAGGGUGCUGCAGGAGCACUACGGGAGCGACAGCAGCAAGGAGAAGGCAAAGAAGCGAGUGAAAAAGGAAAACAGAAUCCUCCACGGGCACCCGCAACAACAGCAAGAAGAAGAGAAAAAUGAGGACAAGAAGUUCAGUGUACGCACAUCAUGCACGAGCACCUCUGUUGAUAUCAUCUAUAAAGGAUACCUGUUUCGGUUAUACAUUGCGCAUUACCGUGAGGUGUCUCUGUUAAAGACGCUACAGCGCGAGGCAGAGGCUGCCAUGAUUGAGCGCAAACUUUUCUGGAGUGUGCAGCACGCCAAAUUUAUGCGUACCAUUGCCUUUGGUCACCACAGCUACGCCACAGCUACUCGUUUGGCAAAACGCUGGCUAAGUGCCAUGCUAAUGCUGGAAUUCAUAUUACCAGAGGCGGUUGAGCUGCUUGUGGCAAAUGCAUAUCUCGGGCAGAACCCACCAAAGACUCCCGUGACAGGAUUCAUGCGCUUUGUUCAGCUUCUCGCCACACACGACUGGUCAACCCCGCUGGUGCUGCCCUACUCCGUAGACAGCAAGGUGCAGGCAGAUGCUGCUGCACUCGUGCGGACGAUGGGUGAGCAGCAGGGCAUGUACAUCGCGACUCCAUACGCCCCACUGGAGAGCCCCUUCACGGCCCACACACCAAGACCGAUGAUCAUGCACCGUGUGGUUCAGUUGGCCAAGGGGGUGGUGAAGACGCUCUUGACGCACCUCGAUGGUCACGCCAUCUCGGCGAAUGUUGAGGCGGCAGUGUUCACGUCAGACCCAAGUGCGUUUGACCUCCACAUGCCGUUUCACCCGCAUCUUCUUCUACAACCUGACCGGUUACUCGUACCCCCGUCUGCCGCAGCAGAUACGGUGGAUGCUGCAGCAGCGCCGGGCACUGUCGUCAGCAAUAAUAAGCACGGUGGAGGUCCCUCGUCUACAUUGGGCGGAGCAUCAUCAUCAUCACCAGAGGCGGCGAUAAUGCCUCAAAUGAUGUCGCGCGUGUGGCAGCUGGACGAGUUGGAGGAGGAGAAGAGCAAAGUAUAUCUGGCGGAGCUUGUUGAGCGGGAGCCUGCUGCGCACGUUGUGCGGAGUGUGCGUGCCGCCACACGAGACCGUUGUAUGGUUUUCUUCGACUGCCUUGCGCCUCGCGCCAUCUACGUUAUCACCAUCACACCGUCGCCGAUGCGAGAGGUCUGCCAGAAGUUACAUGACGACAUUCUUCGCGUCAGUCGUGGGGCGUUAAUGCCUGCAACGUGGACAUCGGCGGAGGGGUCCAGAGGGACGAGAGUUGGGAAAAGGGCAGCCGCGCCCCUCUCGUUGCGUCCCGCCAAAGCCGGAAAGCGGCUACCAGCAGCAGCAGCAGCAGAAGGUGUGCCCACGAAGAUGUCCGUCCAGAGUGGUGAAGGAGCGAAGCGGCGGAAGCGUGUCCGGGGAGAUGGAAACGGCGUUGACGGGGAUGCGCCGCAGUGUGCUGGUAGCCCCCAGGCCAAGCGGCCUCAGCAGCGAGCAUCAGUGGAGGGAAAUGAGAAGAAAAAACAGGCAGCGAAUCCCGUAAGCAAGAGGAAAAAGGUAAAGUGA